GAGUAUGACAAUCCGAACAAUACAGAUACUCUCGAGAUCUGUCAGCCAAGGAGACAAAAAAUUUCAUCAUAUUUUAGAAGCAGGUUCUAUUUAACACGUGAGAUCUUUUAGUGCACCGUGACUCAAUGUGAUGCUAAGUAAUUAGUGACGCAGGUGUAAAAUCAGUGCUGUUUGGUAUAAAGGCACACAGUCUUGGUUCUAAAUACUUAUUUACUUGUAAUUGUGAGACACAGUGUUAGCGUCAGCUCAUCAACAGUAUUGAUCUGUCAUUUGACUCCAGAAUUUUCCAAGUGAUCCUUGUGAAAACGGGUGAUAUCUUCUGACCUGAGCAUGGUCUCCGGAACGGUGAUAGCUCUCGGAGCUGUACUCGCAGGACUGGUUUACUUUGUCUUUUUAAGGAAGCCCAGGUGGAAAAAUGCUCCUCCAGGGCCUCGUGGGUUGCCUUUGAUUGGAAAUAUGCUCCAGAUGGACAAAUUUCAACAUAUCACCUUUGGCAAGUGGGCAAAGGAAUAUGGGCCUUUGUAUAAAAUAAAUUUUGCUUCAUUAAACAUGCUUGUCGUCUCGGACUACAAAAUGGUGAAGGAAAUAUUUUCUGAAUCCGCAUUUUCUGGGAGGAUGGACCUUGCAGACUUUGACUUCAUCUUCGACGGCAAACUGCACGGCAUCAUAAGCACCGAGGGCGAACAUUGGGAGGAACUUAGGCGAUUCACGCUGCGACAAUUACGCGACUUUGGUUUCGGGAAGGGCACGAUGGAGGAUUCCAUCAUGUUGGAAGUUCGUGACCUUAUCGACAGUCUUAAAGAGCAUGGCGAAAAACCUGUCGAGAACAUAAAGGAGAGACUUAUGCUUGCGGUUGUGAACGCGUUGUGGGCAAUUUGCACGGGGAUAAGGCACAAGCAGAACGAUCAGGAAUUGUUGGACAUGUCGAAUAAGGCGAACAAUGCAUUCGAAGGAAUUUUGGAUGGUGGGGGUGCCGUCGUAUUUAUGCCAUGGCUCGUAAGAAUUUUCCCAGGGUGGACUGGAUACGAUAAAAUAAAACGGGCACUAUCCGAUUUGGCCGAUUACAUGCGAAAACCAGUAAUUGAUCAUCAGAAGACGAGACAGGAUGACUUUGACAGGGAUUUUACCGACGCGUUUUUAAAAGAGAUUGACAAAACUACGGAUCCAAAUUCGGCGUUUAUGGGGAAGUUGGGUGUGGACAACCUAGUCACCACUCUGGGCGAUUUAUAUUUCGCUGGAACUGACACAACUGCGACCACGCUUUCAUGGAUGAUGCUUUACUUCACUAAAUUUCCUGAAACUCAGAAAAAGUUUCAAUCGGAAAUUGAAUCUAUUACUGGGAAUACGAGGGCAAUUACAGUUUCAGAUAGACCAAAUAUGCCGUACACGGAAGCCUUAAUCGCUGAAACUUUGCGUUUCUCGACUAUUACACCUCAAGGAGUGCAGCACAAAGCCAUGAAGGAUCAGGAAUAUAAGGGUUAUCUCAUCCCAAAGGACACCGUAAUCACGGCAAACGUGUACCAUAUCCAUUUUGACCCGAAAAUCUGGGGUGACCCCGAGAAUUUCAGACCGGAACGAUUUUUGAGCCCGGAUGGCAAAACGUUCAAGAAGCACGACGCCCUGAUUCCAUUUUCGACUGGGAGGAGGCAAUGUCUGGGAGAAACGUUGGCGAGAGACAGCCUUUUCCUCUUCUCAACUAACAUCGCACAAAGAUUCGACAUUGAGUUUGACAAAAAUGGGCCAGAUCAUGGAUUCGAGUCCAAAUUGUCCUUUAUUCUGACGCCAAAACCGUUCAAUGUGAUUUUUAAGGACAGACUAGCUUGAAACGAAGCAAAAUAAUUAAAACUUAACAAUUAUGCACUUUUACAAAUACGUUCUCGCAUGUGUUUAUUUCGAACAAAAUGUUUCUUCUAUUUUAAAAUUUGAAUAAAUGUUUUUUCAUAAAUGUUUAUGAAUA
This is a messenger RNA of Folsomia candida, 1957 nucleotides long. Its product is annotated as methyl farnesoate epoxidase. The transcript has 8 exons. The record is from RefSeq and is a predicted model, not a curated record. Gene Ontology annotation, molecular function: heme binding; iron ion binding; oxidoreductase activity, acting on paired donors, with incorporation or reduction of molecular oxygen. Bases 331 to 1824 code for a protein of 497 amino acids. NCBI's taxonomy places the organism in Eukaryota, Metazoa, Arthropoda, Collembola, Entomobryomorpha, Isotomidae.